Messenger RNA from Rhizophagus irregularis DAOM 181602=DAOM 197198, 616 nucleotides. RefSeq lists its product as uncharacterized. The record is from RefSeq and is a predicted model, not a curated record. NCBI's taxonomy places the organism in Eukaryota, Fungi, Glomeromycota, Glomeromycetes, Glomerales, Glomeraceae.
GUACGAUCUGCAUAAUUUACUACUUCUUAAGGAAAUUUUGAAUGAAAAAUUCUUUAUUGCAUAAAAAUAAUCUGCUAUCGGAAUAUGAAUUCACAAGUUCAAAUUUCUAACUCGGAAAACAAUCAACCUUCUCUUAUUUUUACUCAUCCUACUACUUUUUACUAUCGGCCACCAAAUGAUUGUUAUCAUUAUCGAGUUAUUUGCAAGGAAAUCUCGAACGACACCGUUGAAUACCUAUUAAAUAAAUUAUCAAAAGAAAGUAACGUUCAAUCCAAUGAAAAUGAAUAUAUCAUCUAUUAUCAGCAACAAUAUAAUAACCAGUUUUAUCAAAUAUCAUGUGAAAUUGUUUCUCCUCACAUGAUUAAUAAUUGUUUGAGUAAAAACUUUCUUGGAAUUGAAUUUCAACAAAAUAUGGAACAAGAGAAUUUAGUGUUAAACUUCGAUCAAAAAGAGCAUCUCAAAUGUCAUUUGAGGAAAUAUUUAGGUCAAUAUGUAUUAGAAAUUAAAAAUUAAGAUUUAAAAAUUUUAAGUAUACAUUCUUACAUAUAGGGAUUUCCUUUUGUAAUGCUUUAAUUGUAUGUCGUCGACAUCACUUUUACAGCACUAGCCAAUUAAG